UAGGAAACGUUCCACUCAUCCAUGAUCUCGCCGUGACCUGAGAGAGACACCGGAGCUGGUCUCACCAUGGUGUCCGAAGAUGACGGUACCAGUCCCCGCAAAAGGCGGAGGAUUGGACCUCCUAAGGCUGCUCCUUAUAUGUUGCGACCUUUAUUCGACCAAGUACCUCUGACGGCCGACGAUCCCAAUGACGAUGUUUACAUUACCUGUGUCGAGUAUUGGAAUGGCAAUCUCUAUAUCGGAACCUCCGCCGCCGAGAUCUUACAUUUUGUCUGCCUGCCCCCGGAUCCGUCGGACACCUCAAACGAAUCCUCCUUCAUCCUAGCCUCGAGACUACCUAUCCCGUUCUCUCAGAACUCGCAAGCAACCUCGAAUCCCCCGGGGAUCCAACGGAUCGUCCUUCUGCCGACUGCGAACAAAGCAUGUGUGCUCUGCAAUGGGACGGUCACGUUCUACAUGUUACCGGAGCUCAGCCCGGCUUUUGGAAACACCAAAGUCCACAAUUGUCACUGGAUUGGGGGUCUUGAUCUAAACGCGGAUCCCAAUGAUACGGAAGAUCCUGUGAUCAUGAUCGGUGCCCAGAAUAAGAUCAUGCUGGUGCGGAUCGGUGACGGGGCUCGACUCCGGAGGAAUAUCGAGUUUCCGGGCUGCUUGGUGGCGUCGCGCAGGGGCAUAAUCUCCUGUGCCGCUGAUGGACAUACAUACUCGCUCCUUGACGUGGAACAUCAACAAAAGAUCCCUCUGUUCCCCAUUUCGUUCUUGAAUGAAGCCCUCGGAUCCGGGCAGGCGGAAGACAUACCGCAAGUAUCUUCACCACCACUCGCUAGCUCUCCGCCGACUGAGAGCCAUGGGCACAAUAGGAGCUCGAGCCUGAAUACAUUAGCAGGCAUGCUGCAUCCGAAUCCAAACCCGGGCUCUCAAGACCGGUCGAGCUCCGGGACGCCUGAACUGUCUCCGGAUUCGGGGACGCCGACUCGACCGCGGUCAAGAGAGCGAGACGCCAGUGCCUCACCUAGAGUAUCCUCUGAACAGCACUCUAGGCCUGGCGAUGAUUCGAAACAGCUCCCGGCAUUGCCUAAAGAGUCAACGCAGCUGAAGCCGCAUGUUCUUUCUCCCACCCCCUCGGAAUUUUUGCUCGUUAGAGGGACGGACACAACGGAGCCAGGUGUUGGGAUGUUCGUCAACAUGGAUGGCGAUGUGGACCGCGGCACGAUCACGUUCCAUAGGUAUCCCGAGUCACUUGUCAUCGACAAGGGCGACGAAAACAAUCUAAUCCAAGCCCCUGAUGACACCAGCGACGAGCUCAUACUCGCCGUGAUGGAGACCAACGAAGACGGAAACCCGCGCAAACGCAUCGAAGUACAACCAUGGGACGCCGACCCAGCAGAGGCCGAGGGCCAAAAAAGCUGGGUAGAGAUACCCUCCCAGGACGUGCAAGUUCCUCACGUUGGUCUUGCGCAUACAAUUAGCCCUAGUCAACUGGAGGUACAAGAAUUGGGGAAAGUAAUGCAGAUGGUUCGUUUGAAGACACCAUCAUUGUCUCCACACAUCUCGGUAGUCGACCCGCGGACUCAGGCAUCUAUCGAACAGCUGCAGAAAGAAAAAGAACUUUUUGAACCUGACCCUGAUGGCGCUAAGAAGGAUAAAUCUGGUGGUUGGGAAGCGGAUCGAAAUGCCGAAGAGGCCAAGAUAGCCCGCGACCUAGGCAAGGCUCGAAGCAGUCUGAUUAUGUGGUCAGGAAACACUAUAUGGCGGGUCGUGAGAAACCCAUUAACCACUCAGCUUGACAAUGCGCUGGGUAACGCCCAGGUUCCCGAGGACAAUGAACACGAGGUCUUGGACCGCGAUGUGGUCAUGGGCAUCAUUGAUUUGGUCCAAGAAUCUGAGCCCAAAUCGGAGGCGGAAUUUCUAGGAUUGAACUAUAUCAAGCAGAAGUCGAGCCUGCUUCUUUUCGGCGAUCUAGUUUUCAUGGACCCGGCGCACCGACAUGAAGCCACUACGAUCAAAAUGACAGAAAAGGCACUAACGGAUGGAAAUCUGGACCCCCGUAUAGCCUUGUUACUGGUUCCCCUCCUUCGUUGCGAGGUACUACAGGGCCCUCAAGGAAUCUGGAUUCACGCUGGGCUUGCAGAUAUCGUGGAAACGUACAUCCAACGAGAGGAAAAAGAUGAAUCCGCCAGGGAUGCCACCUCCGACAGUGACAUUUUGAACAUGGUGAAACGCUUUUUGGUUUCAUGGCAGCAGAAACGGGGUUACGGAAGCAUCACAGACGAGACUUAUGUGUUCGACAGUGUUGACGGGGCUCUCUUGCAUCUCCUCCUCGAGCAAGACUCAAAGUUCACGCCUGAACAGCGCUCGGCUUCCCCGGUGCGAGCUGAGUUGAACCGGCUCGUUGACAAUUGGAAAGGGAAUUUCGAUCGAGCCGUGGCCCUCUUAGAGAGUUACAAGCGGCUAUUCAUCUUGAGUCGUUUGUACCAAAGUCAAAAGAUGUCAGGCAAUGUGUUGAAGACGUGGCGACGGAUCAUUGAGGGCGAGGAGGAUAUCGGUGGUGAAAUGUCCCCGGCUGGAGUUGAGAUCCAGAUGCGCCGAUAUUUAGUCAAAAUUAAGGAUGCGCAGCUUGUGGAGGAGUACGGGUCCUGGCUAGCUCAGCGAAACCCAGGCUUGGGUAUCCAAGUCUUCGCGGACCACACCAGCCGAGUCAAACUGGAGCCUGGGGACGUCGUCGGCUUACUCAAGGAGCGAGCUUCCAAUGCGGUGCAAGAGUAUCUUGAACACCUCGUCUUUUCGAAGAAUGUGCGUCUCCCCUUUCUCCUCGUGAAAGUUUCGCAUCUAACCAAUAACUACAGUUAACUCAAUACGCCGACGACCUCUUAUCAUAUUAUCUUGAUACCGUGCUUUCCGUUCUUGAGUCCUCACCAGCCGCGCGAGAGUCCCUCUCGGAAUCUUACUCUACUUAUCGCGCCCUUCAACCGCCCAAGCCAACCUACAUGAAUUUCAUCGUUGAGAACACCCCCUCCGAACCAUGGUGGCAGUCUCGUCUCCGACUCCUUCAGCUCCUGGGAGGCGGCAGCAGCAGCACUAGCCAAUUUUCUUCCAUCCCCACCCCCACCCUCACAUAUUCCAUCCCCGCCGUCCUCGCUCGAAUUGAGCCCUUCCAGAACGUACUCGUCUCCGAGUCAGUCAUCCUCGACGGACUGCAGGGCCGUCACCGCGAAGCCCUGCGUCUUCUUACACACGGACUAGGCGAUUACGAUUCCGCCGUAAGGUACUGCCUGUUUGGCGGCCCCCGCAGCACCAGUGCUACCGGUGCACUAGUUGAGUUCGCCGAGCGUCCCCUCCAAACAGAGCUAUUCGGAUAUCUACUAGACGAGUUCCUGCGCAUCGAGGACCUCUCGGAACGCCUCGAGCGCACCAGCGACCUCCUCGCCCGCUUCGCCUCAUGGUUCGACGUCGGCGAAGUCCUCCGCCUUGUCCCAGACGACUGGAGCGUUGACAUCCUCAGCGGUUUUUUGGCGCAGGUCUUCCGGGUCCUCGUCUCGCAGUCCCGCGAGACGCGCAUCGAACGCGCUCUCAGCGCGGGGCUAAACCUGCGUGUUGGCACGGAAUACAUCGAGGGAGUAGAGAAAGUGGGCGGUUGGGUCGAGGAAGGAGACGGCGUGCGUCGGCUGAAAGGGUCUUCUCCUAGUUCGGGUCAGCAGAGUCAACCGGCUCAGCCUGACGAGGGAAGUGAAUUCGGGGAUAUGGUUGGAGCUGGUGACCCGCGUUGACUGAGGUGGAAAUGGACAAACGAUACCUGAUGACUUGACUGCCUUGAUACCGUUAUUGCUACGGAGAACAUUAGUAAAUACGUCGCACCGGAUUUUCUAGAUACCUCGACUCUUUUAUUUUCCUUCAAGUGGAUAAAGUCUAAUUAUAAGUCCGGCCGACAUCCUCUAAAGGUCAAACACAGAUUAACCUUUCUUCUGCCUUGUUCAUUGCUAUAUCCGUUUCGGCUCUUUCAGCUCGAGAUGUUGAGCCCCUCAAAAAAAAUCUGUACAAAGGUAGCAUACUUAAAUGAUAUCUCUGUCUGUGUAGUCUUCCCAAAUCACUUUGAAAAUUGUAGUCAAAAUAAAAGGAACUAUAGAUUCUAUCAAUGUUCCUAAUCACCAUAAACCCGAGACUAUAAA
Messenger RNA from Aspergillus melleus, 4166 nucleotides. RefSeq lists its product as uncharacterized. Gene Ontology annotation, biological process: endosomal vesicle fusion; vesicle-mediated transport; autophagy. The coding region runs from base 67 to 2850 and encodes 927 amino acids. The transcript has 3 exons. Gene Ontology annotation, cellular component: fungal-type vacuole membrane; cytoplasm. The record is from RefSeq and is a predicted model, not a curated record. Lineage: Eukaryota; Fungi; Ascomycota; Eurotiomycetes; Eurotiales; Aspergillaceae.